GCCAAAUUCUCCAUGAUGUUCAAGAAGAAAAUGUCUGCUAUUUUAGUCCUUCUAUCUUUUGCAGUUGCUGUCCAGAGUCAGCUACCUGCUAACUGUAACAGUCCCUGUCCAGAGGAGUACAUUCCUGUGUGUGGCUCUGAUGGAAGGACUUAUGGGAAUCUUUGUGAGUUGCAGGUGGCAUCAUGUCUGUCUGUUGCAAAAAUAAGUGCAAUUGCAGAAGUUGAAUGCUCAGCACUUACUACUACUACAACCACUAAACCAACAACCACCCCAAAACCUACCACAACCACACCAGCACCAACCACCACAACAACCACAGAACCAACCACAACUACAACAAUCACAGAACCAACCACAACAACAACCACUGAACCAACCACAACUACAACAGCAACAACUACCACAUCCAUCAAACCAUCCACUACAACCAAGGAACCAACAACUACAACCAAAACCACAACCAAGAAAACUACUUCAACCACAUCCAUUGUGCCAACCACUACAACCCGGACUCCAACCACAACCACAUACUUGUCCACAGUCCACAUGAAGACACACCCCACUAAGAAACCUACUUUAACACCAAAUUUUAUGAAAAGCACAAUUAGUUCAACAACAAAAAUGCCUAGCACCACCACCAAGGCCAAGUAUUGUCAGUACAGUCCUUGUUCAUCUUAUGACAAAGAAGUAUGUGGAACAGAUGGAAAGACUUAUAAAUGUCAAAAGAAUUUGGCCUACUGGAACUGUAGAUUUAAUACCCUGGUGGGCAUAGCACAUCAGGGAAGCUGUAGCAGUACCGCCAGGCCUAAUAGUUGUAGCAAUAGACCAUGCAAAUUCUACCAUUCUAAAGUGUGUGGCAGUGAUGGGAAGACUUAUGAAUGUCGAAAUGAAUUUGAUUACCAAAACUGCCUUAAAGGAGGAAUGAUGAAGGUACAGUAUUAUAGUACCUGCCGCUUCACUACAACCAUGAAACCCAUCACUGCUGGACCUGCUGCCAUUGGCCAUGCUGAAGCCUGCAGGAAGUACCUCUAUGGACUAUGUUCUGGCAGAUAUGAUCCCCAUUGUGGUUCAGAUGGAAAAACAUAUACAAGUGAAUGCAGUUUCUACAAAGCCAUUUGUGACACACACAGUAGUUUGCCAGUGGCUUUUAAAGGAAACUUAACUCUGGUUUCCAAAGGAACCUGUCCCAGCACAGCUGUAUUUAACCCAUGUGCUGGGGGAUGCUCCUAUGAAACAAAAAAGUACUGCUCCUCAAAUGGAGGCGUCUACAACAACCAGUGUGAGCUGUACCGUGCCAUGUGUGCAUACAAACAGUAUGGGGUGACUAUCAAGGAAGUGAAAUGCACCUAUGUGGACCCAUGGAUAGGAUAAGGAACGACGCUGGUCAAUGCAAACUAAUAUGAUCACUACAAUAUGAAUUAUUCUGAUUACAUAGUUUUUUUUUUUCUAAAGAGGCUAAACAUGUUUUUUUACCUGUGGGGUAUGCCAUUUCUACCCUUCUUUAAACAAACAUUUUUGUCAUCACUACACACAAGACAUUAACCUAUUUCACAGAAAAUUUUCCUGAUUGCUUGGAGUCAGAAGUACUUCAGCAGUAAAAAUGUGACAGUUACUAUAUAAGGGAGAAAUCGGUUAUAUAAAUCCUAGCAUAUUGAGAAAUAUAAAUUUUAAAAUAUACUUGUUGGGUUUCCCUUAAAACAAUUGCACAGAUAUAUUUGUUUUAAUACUGCAAAAUAAUUCUACAAAACACUUUGUAUAAUGCAAAAUAUUAAAUUUCCAUUCUUAUAAUGUUUGGAGUAAAUCAGCAAUUAAUUGCAACUGUUUUGACUAUUUUGAUUUUUGAAAUGAAAAUAAAUCUACCAUUGCUUCAAGGCAAAAUGUAGCUGCAAGAUUGACAUUUAUCUACUUUUUUUUUCCUUUUUUUUUCGGUGCAUGGGGGUGGGGGAAGUUGAUGAAUGAGUACAGAUUUUGUAUAUAAAUAAAUAUGUACAGUGUAUAUAUUAUACUGGUAUCCUCACUCCUUUCAAGGACUUACAUAUGGGGUUUAUAACCAAUCUUUUCAUUUAUGACCAUCCCAGCUUAGGGAUCUAUCUUAAUAAGAUCUAUCUUAAUAAUCAGCUGCAUUUUGUCCCUCCUUACAUGGAAAGCAUGACAGUCUUAUCACAGAAUUAAUCCUGUUACAUAGGGUCUGUCCACAUGUGUCUGUCCUGUGCAAAAUUUGAA
Molecule: messenger RNA, 2223 nt
Organism: Lingula anatina
Lineage: Eukaryota; Metazoa; Brachiopoda; Lingulata; Lingulida; Lingulidae
Biological process (GO): multicellular organism development; cell differentiation
Cellular component (GO): extracellular region
Molecular function (GO): protein binding
Source: RefSeq, a predicted model, not a curated record